Messenger RNA from Trichechus manatus latirostris (Florida manatee), 1559 nucleotides. It is a transcript of the gene IDO2, whose product is annotated as indoleamine 2,3-dioxygenase 2. Gene Ontology annotation, biological process: 'de novo' NAD+ biosynthetic process from L-tryptophan. Gene Ontology annotation, cellular component: cytoplasm. Bases 56 to 1279 code for a protein of 407 amino acids. Lineage: Eukaryota; Metazoa; Chordata; Mammalia; Sirenia; Trichechidae. Gene Ontology annotation, molecular function: heme binding; indoleamine 2,3-dioxygenase activity; metal ion binding. The record is from RefSeq and is a predicted model, not a curated record. The transcript has 10 exons.
AUUCAGGGCAGUUUCCUUUCAGUACAGCUUCAGGGCAGAUAAUUUAAACAAAAUAAUGGAGCCUCAAAAUCAGAAUUUGAAGACAACCCUGCUAUUGUCUUUAGGAAGAUUUCACAUUUCUGAAGAUUACGGCUUUCUCCUCCCAAAUCCUCUGAAAGAACUUCCAGAUCAUUACAAGCCUUGGAUGGAAAUUGUCAACAAACUUCCUCACUUGAUUGAGAGUCACCAGCUUCGAGCUCAUGUGAACAAGAUGCCCCUCCUGAACUGCCAUUUCCUAAAGAGUUACCGGGAACAACGCCUGGCACACUUGGUCCUGAGCUUUAUUACCAUGGGAUAUGUCUGGCAGGAAGGAGAGACACAGCCUGAACAGGUUCUGCCGAGAAAUCUUGCCCUUCCCUUUGUUGAUGUCUCCCGGAACUUGGGGCUCCCUCCUAUCCUGGUACACUCGGAUUUGGUGUUGACCAACUGGACUAAACGAAAUCCAGAAGGUCCUCUGGAAAUCAGGAACCUGGAUACCAUUAUUUCAUUUCCUGGGGGAGAAAGCCUGCGUGGUUUUGUACUGGUGACUGUUUUGGUGGAGAAAGCAGCAGUGCCUGGGAUUAAGGCACUUGUUCAGGCAGUGAAAGCCAUCCUACAGCCCAGCCAGGACUCCCUGCUCCAAGCCUUGCAGCAGCUGAGACUCUCCAUUCAGGAUAUCACCAGAACCUUGGAACAAAUGCACGAUUAUGUAGAUCCAGACAUAUUUUAUGCAGUCAUCCGGAUCUUUCUCUCUGGGUGGAAAGAUAAUCCAGCAAUGCCACUGGGGCUGAUAUAUGAAGGAGUCUCAAAAGAGCCCCUGAAAUACUCUGGAGGGAGUGCAGCUCAGAGCUCAGUGCUUCAUGCCUUUGAUGAGUUCUUAGGCAUUCGCCAUAGCAAGGAAAGUGCUGACUUUCUGCACAGAAUGAGGGACUACAUGCCUCCUUCCCAUAAGGCCUUCACAGAAGAAAUCCAGUCCGCUCCUUCACUGAGAGACUACACCCUGUCCUCAGGAAAUUGCCAACUUCUUACAGCUUAUAACCAGUGUACAGAGGCCCUGGCAGAGCUGCGCAGCUAUCACAUCACUGUGGUCACCAAAUACCUCAUCACAGCUGCAGUCAAAGCAAAGGUCAGGAGGCCGAGCCAUCUCCCGGGGCCACCUCAGGCUUUAGAAGAGAGAGGCACAGGUGGAACUGCAGUGCUGAGCUUCCUGAAGAGUGUCAGGGAUAAGACUUUAGAGUCAGUCCUCCACCUGACUGGUUAAGAGCCUGCCCUUUCCCCCAGCAAUGCAGACAGGGGUGUUUCCCUCAUUCUCUCCCUCACUGGAGGGCAGGUGGCCUGGAGAAUGAGGGUCAGUAUUCUGUUUGGAAUAACCUAAAAGGGAUCUCAGCACUAUUCAUAUUUCUGCUCUACAGAGCAUUAUAUUCUCCUUUGUUGAGAGAUGUUAGUCUUCAAAGAGGAGAAUUUACAUUGCCAAAAACUUCCCUUCCCUGACUGAUCACUGCUUAUUAGCAAAAAGCUUUAGACGUGUCCUCAUUCAGUAU